UGGAUUUCUUUGGAUACUUGAGAAGGGGCGGAUUGGUCAUCGUAAGUAUUGGUAUAAGCAUGACGGGUGUUCGAUGAUUGCUUCGGCAUGAUUCGUUCUGAGAAAUUACCGUUGAACUUGAUCUGGAUAAUACCAGCGAAAGGACAUGCUUCAACCCUCCCUCUUCCUUUGCUUUGUGUUGACUUGUUAACUGCUGACCGCAACCACCGACUCGAACCCCCGGUCAGAGAGGUUGACAUUAACGAACGGGAGGCUGGUUUUGUCAUUUACAGGUCUUCUCAGCCUUCAGUCAGGAUCAGAGCUGUCUUAGCAAUUGACAAGUGUCAGCAAGCUUAUUCAAAACCGCACCCUUCCAGGUUCCUAUUGCCUCAUCGGACAAGCUCUCCAAACAAUUCGCUGCCCUCUUCGGCGUUUUUCUAACCUUUUGCUCGCUGCAAGAGCUUCCACUUCGCCGUCACCCUUCACACUUCCUUAUUCGAACCCCUAGCGACCACAUCCCUACAAUCACCAGUCCAUAUACCACAGGACGAAUACAAUGAGUUACUCGAUAGAUCUUAUUGAUCCAUAACAAAAAAGACUCUAGUUUCCAACAGUUUCCAAAUAGUGCUUUUCACUAUUUCAAAGUUCUUGUUUGUACCACCUCGUCUCCGGUUGAAAAU
Molecule: messenger RNA, 659 nt
Organism: Hyaloscypha bicolor E
Lineage: Eukaryota; Fungi; Ascomycota; Leotiomycetes; Helotiales; Hyaloscyphaceae
Exons: 2
Coding region: 88-420 (110 amino acids)
Source: RefSeq, a predicted model, not a curated record